CUAUCUAACAGUCAAUGAAGAGGGGCUAGGGUUCUUCACUUUAUAAACAACACAACCACCAAACCCUAAAACACCAUCUUCAUAGGUCUGUAACCACAGAGAAGUGAGCUGAAGAAGAAGAUGUUUGGCCAAGUUUCAUAUGAUGUGGAGGUCGACGUGCCGGCCGGCGAUGCCUGGGAGCUCUAUAGCACCCUUCAACUGGCCAAGGUUGUCCAAGAAGGCCUCUCUCCUAUGCUUGAGAAAGUUGAGCUGGUUGAAGGUGAUGGAGGAGUUGGCACUGUUCUUGAACUCACGCUUGCCCCACCCCCUGGGGCGCAAGGACCUAUGAUUUACAAGGAGAAAUUCACAAAGAUUGAUAACGAGAAGCGCAUCAAAGAGACUGAGGUGGUUGAAGGAGGAUUUCUGGACUUGGGAUUUACUUUGUAUCGAGUUUGCUUCGAGAUUGUGGAAAAAGAGAAGGAUUCAUGUGUCAUCAAAUUAAAGAUCGAGUACGACGUGAAGGAAGAAGCAGCUUCCAAUGCUUCAAUGGUCACUAGCAAACCACUGGAAGGCAUUGCUUCGGUCACCACAACUUAUCUUCUGAAAAUGAAAAAUGCAAAUGCAAAUUAAAUUUUCAAGUUUGUGAACCUUUAAGAGCUAGUAGUUAUUGCUCAUCAAUAAACGAGAUAAAGAACUAGUAGUUCUUCUUUAGCAAGAGAUGUAUAACUCUUUUAUUUCUUU
Molecule: messenger RNA, 720 nt
Organism: Vitis riparia (riverbank grape)
Lineage: Eukaryota; Viridiplantae; Streptophyta; Magnoliopsida; Vitales; Vitaceae
Product: S-norcoclaurine synthase 2-like
Exons: 2
Coding region: 121-609 (162 amino acids)
Biological process (GO): defense response; abscisic acid-activated signaling pathway
Cellular component (GO): cytoplasm; nucleus
Molecular function (GO): abscisic acid binding; protein phosphatase inhibitor activity; signaling receptor activity
Source: RefSeq, a predicted model, not a curated record